Molecule: messenger RNA, 2777 nt
Organism: Juglans regia (Persian walnut)
Lineage: Eukaryota; Viridiplantae; Streptophyta; Magnoliopsida; Fagales; Juglandaceae
Product: nodulation receptor kinase-like
Exons: 14
Coding region: 1-1848 (615 amino acids)
Biological process (GO): protein phosphorylation
Molecular function (GO): protein binding; ATP binding; protein kinase activity
Source: RefSeq, a predicted model, not a curated record
AUGAUAACUCCAAAUGAAUCAAAUGGGUCUCUUAAUAUGACUUUGGUCAAGGCCUCAGGUGGUGUCUUUGGGCCCAUUUGCAAUGCCUAUGAAAUCUUGCAAGUGCACCCAUGGGUGAAAGAGACUAACCAGAAAGAUGUGGAUGUGGCCUUGAACGUGAGGAAUGAGUUACUGGCAUCUAACCAAGAGAAUGAACUGUUGAAAAGUUGGUCUGGAGAUCCAUGUCUUCCAAACCCCUGGCAUGGUUUAGGUUGUGAGCCCUAUAAUGGUUCAGUUAUCAUCACCAGUUUGGAUCUCUCUUCAAGUGAACUUCAAGGGUCAAUCCCUCCCAGUAUCGCUGAACUGGCCAAAUUAAAAACACUGAAUCUGAGCUACAACUGUUUCAAUGGCAGUAUUCCAGAGUUUCCUGCUUUUUCCGUGCUAGAGUCAAUGGAUAUCAGACACAAUCAGCUUACAAGACAACCUCCAGAAUCUCUUAUCUCGCUGCCACAUUUAGAAUUACUAUAUUACGGGUGCAAUUGUUAUUUAGACAAAAAACUUCAACCCAGCUUCAACGAAUCAAGACUUCGUACAGACUCUGGAAGAUGUGAUUCUGAAGGACGAACACAUAAACCAGUAAUCGUCAUUGGCGUUGCAUGUGGAUCAUUUCUAUUUACCAUUGUAGUUGGAAUCGUUUUUGUUUGCAUUUACAGACGAAGAUUAAGGCACAGGGGAGGAUUUGAUAAUAAAGAACAGCAUAUGGUUGAGAAUAUACUUAUCUACCUACCCAGCAAAGAUGAUAUUAGUACAAAGUCAAUAGCUAUUGAGAAGUUUACACUGGCAUCGAUAGAGGCUGCCACCGAGAAGUACAAAACCUUGAUAGGCGAAGGGGGAUUUGGGUCGGUUUUCCAUGGCAUGCUACUUGAGGGCCAGGAAGUGGCAGUAAAGGUUCGGUCAGCAGAAUCUACUCAGGGAACCCGGGAAUUUGAGAACGAGCUAAACCUGCUCUCAGAGAUUCGACACGAGAACCUGGUGCCUCUUCUUGGUUAUUGUAGUGAAAAUGACCAACAAAUUCUUGUUUAUCCUUUUAUGUCUAAUGGCUCCCUACAAGAUCGUCUCUAUGGGGAUGCAGCAAAAAGGAAAACUCUGGACUGGCCAACCAGACUUUCUAUUGCUCUAGGUGCUGCUAGAGGUUUGCAAUAUCUUCACACGUUUGCUGGGCGUUGCAUAAUACAUAGGGAUGUAAAAUCAAGCAAUAUACUCUUGGAUCAUACAAUGUGCGCAAAGGUUGCAGACUUUGGUUUCUCAAAGUACGCUCCUCAGGAAGGGGACAGUGGUGUUAUUUCUCUGGAAGUGAGAGGAACAGCGGGUUACCUAGAUCCAGAGUACUAUACGACCCAGCAGUUGUCUGUAAAAAGUGAUGUCUUCAGCUUUGGUGUGGUUCUACUUGAAAUUGUAACUGGUCGUGAGCCUCUCAACAUACACAGGCCACGCAAUGAAUGGAGCUUGGUUGAAUGGGCCACACCCUAUCUAAGAGAUCAAAAGAUUGAUGAAAUCGUGGACCCUAGCAUCAGGGGUGGGUACCAUGCAGAGGCAAUGUGGAGAGUUGUGGAAGCCGCACAGUCAUGUAUUGAGACCAGUGCUGCUUAUCGGCCAUUCAUGGCCAAUAUUGUCCGGGAGCUGGAGGAUGCUUUGAUCAUAGAGAACAAUGCAUCUGAAUACAUGAAGUCCAUAGACAGUUUGGGAACUUCCAACUCCAAUCGCUUCUCUGUUGUCAUGGACAAAAGAAUUGCUCUACCACCAAUGUCAACUCCAUCAGAACCGUUGUCUAUUAUGACGCAACAACCCUCUCCUCCCCAGCCAAGAUAGCAAGUACAAUGAGUGAAUAUGAUGUUUCAUCAAUAUAUGAAUGGUGGAGUUUUCCUUUUUCUUCCAUAGUCCAACAUGUAUUGAUAUGUCAAUGACUCAAUGAUGACCUUCUAGUUACAUCAUAUGCUAAUGAUAAAAGGAAAAAUGAGGAUGAUCCUCCAAUACUCUAGCUUAUGAAUCUUGCUGUUUAUUCGACAUUCAUUAGGUUGUAAAACUCAAGAGAGUUGAAUUUAUGCUAAAAUGCUAUUGAAGAACAUAUGGACAUUGCACAAGUAUGAGUUCAGCAUAUCUUGCCAAAAAUCAGAUGGGUCGUUUAUCCUGGGAGUUGAUGAAUGUUCAUAAACCUGGAAAGCCAAAUAAUUCAUGCAAGACAGGCUAGCUAAACAUUCAUUGAGUUGACUCAACCCCAUUAAAUCUGUAUGGUACCUGCACCAUAGAUUUAUCUCCUAGAGCUCGACCCAACAACUGAUAAAAAUAAUGAGUCCCACAAAAAACUCUGGAACAAAAUAUUACCCUGGCACUCACCACCUUGCUGGAUAAGAAUAUCAAGUAGUCUAUAACAAAACGCUCCUGUUUUUUUCACUGUUUAAUCAAAUGGUCCUACCUACACUCGGUAUUUAGGUUACUUGAUGAAGGUAACCCUUCCCUUUCCCAAACAACAUUGGUCCCUGGACUCAAUGGCCUACUAGAACGAGAGCUGAAAAUUGAAAAGAAGAAAGCCCAUAUAGAUAUAGAUACAUAUAUCUAUAAGAUAGGAGGAAACUAACUCUUCAAAACAAAUGACUGGUCAAUUUCAGUAAUAAGGUCGUAGUCAACUUAUUGAGUUGGUGGUUGGGGCUACGCAGUAUAUGCUCUGCACAAAAUAUAGCCUCUACGAAGUUAAGAAUAAUGCCCCCAAAUUGGUUAAAGUUCGAAAAUUAAGAUUUGGA